Messenger RNA from Ficedula albicollis (Collared flycatcher), 2790 nucleotides. RefSeq names its product zinc finger protein 135-like. Gene Ontology annotation, molecular function: DNA-binding transcription activator activity, RNA polymerase II-specific; RNA polymerase II cis-regulatory region sequence-specific DNA binding. Bases 933 to 2180 code for a protein of 415 amino acids. Gene Ontology annotation, biological process: regulation of transcription by RNA polymerase II. The transcript is spliced from 2 exons. Gene Ontology annotation, cellular component: PcG protein complex; nucleus; transcription regulator complex. NCBI's taxonomy places the organism in Eukaryota, Metazoa, Chordata, Aves, Passeriformes, Muscicapidae. The record is from RefSeq and is a predicted model, not a curated record.
UGAGAGUUGCUGCAGCACAUCACAGGAGGAACAGCAUUCGUUUAACCCACGGUCUGCCAGGGAACCACGAAAACUAUCUCCCGUUCCCAUUGGUACCUUGUCCACACUUUGCCCCAGCAGGGUUAAUUUGUUUUUCUAAAGCUCCUCUCCUGGCUGUCUGGAACCCCUGCUUCUCUUUCAGAGCAGCCAUUGGCUGACUCAUAUAUGGCCCCCCCCAAAUUUGCUUUUUUUUUUCCUUAUUAACGAUACUCUAUUAACAUUUUAUCUGUUAAAGUGUCACCUUUAAGGCUCUUCUAGUUUUGCAAAAUCCGUCCUAAACGUGAACACUGAAAAACCCAUAGCAAAAUUUUGCCAUUACUAAGAGCCACCCACAUACACACAGAAAAAAUUCCAAUGCAAAUGGUCAAACCAUGCAUGUGGGAGGAAAAGGUGGGAUUGUGCAGGAGAAGGAGGAACAGUGGGAGUAAGAGGAAUGUGAGGACAGGAGGAGGAGGGGCAGAAACAGGAAGGAGCACAGUGUUCCACCCCUCCCUGUGUCUGCAGCCUCUCCCCAGCCCCAGCAGCGUUGUCCCCAUCACAUGCAGCAGGUGACCAGCGAGAGGGAUCCACAAUUUUCUCAGGGGUGAAUCUUGGUGUUUCUGAGCUUUGUUGGGCUAAAUGUUGGUACUUUGUUUUUUUUGGAGGUGGGGGCUGAAUCUUUAUGUUUCGGAGGGAGUUUUGGGUAAAUCUUGAUGUUUGGGGUUUUUUUUCAUCUGUGUCCUGUUGGUUGGAGGAUUUUUGGGCUGAAUCUUGGUGUUUUGGAGGUUCUUACAUACACAAGAUGUGCAACGGUUUUCUGAGCUGAACUUGGCAAGGAGGAACCCCCAGCCAAAGGCCCUCUCCUCUUGUUUUUUUCUCCAAUCCAGGAUUUUUCAUUCUUUCGGCACAGGCGGAUGGAGAAGGAGGAGGAAAAGCCCCGGAGAUCCCUCACGAGGAGGGGCUGCAAACCCAGCCCAGGGGGCUGCGAGGAGGAAAGACCCUCCCUGAGCCGGGAAGGCGGCCGCAGAUCCAGGCGGAGCUCAGAGCUGGUGGAGAAGCCUCAUGGAGGGGAGAAGCCCCACAAGUGCCUGGAAUGUGGGAAGGGUUUCAGCCGGAGCUCCAACCUGAGCCGGCACCAGAUGAUCCACACUGGGGAACGGCCCUACGAGUGUGGGAGAUGUGGGAAGAGCUUCAGAGAGAUCUCCAGUCUGAUCAAACACCAGCGGAUCCACACUGGGGAACGGCCCUACGAGUGUGGGAGAUGUGGGAAGAGCUUCAGAGAGAUCUCCAGUCUGAUCAAACACCAGCGGAUCCACACUGGGGAACGGCCCUACGAGUGUGGGAGAUGUGGGAAGAGCUUCAGAGAGAUCUCCAGUCUGAUCAAACACCAGCGGAUCCACACUGGGGAACGGCCCUACGAGUGUGGGAGAUGUGGGAAGAGCUUCAGAGAGAUCUCCAGUCUGAUCAAACACCAGCGGAUCCACACUGGGGAACGGCCCUACGAGUGUGGGAGAUGUGGGAAGAGCUUCAGAGAGAUCUCCAGUCUGAUCAAACACCAGCGGAUCCACACUGGGGAACGGCCCUACGAGUGUGGGAGAUGUGGGAAGAGCUUCAGAGAGAUCUCCAGUCUGAUCAAACACCAGCGGAUCCACACUGGGGAACGGCCCUACGAGUGUGGGAGAUGUGGGAAGAGCUUCAGAGAGAUCUCCAGUCUGAUCAAACACCAGCGGAUCCACACUGGGGAACGGCCCUACGAGUGUGGGAGAUGUGGGAAGAGCUUCAGAGAGAUCUCCAGUCUGAUCAAACACCAGCGGAUCCACACUGGGGAACGGCCCUACGAGUGUGGGAAAUGUAGGAAGAGCUUCAGUGAGAUCUCUCACCUGAUGCAGCACCAGAACACCCACACUGGGGAACGGCCCUACACCUGCUUGGAAUGUGGCAAGAGCUUUGGGUGGAGCUCCGCCCUGAGAAGACACCAGCGCAUCCACACCGGGGAGAGGCCCUACGAGUGUCCUGAGUGUGGGAAGAGUUUUCAGACCAGCUCUGAUCGCCUCAAACACGAGCGGAUUCACACAGAGGAGAGGCCCUACGAGUGUGGGGAGUGUGGGAAGAGCUUCUCACAGAGCUCUCACUUGACCCAACACCAACGGAGGCACCACUGAGGGAAGCCCUGUGAGUGCCCUGAGUGUGGGAAGAGCUUCGUGCGCUGCUCCAGCUCCAUCCCCCGUGGCAGGAUCGGUGUUGGAUGAUCCCCAGUGACCCCCGGUGGGCAGAGCCCUGGUGAUCCGUGGUCCUGGUGAUCCCUGUUGGAAAGAGACCUGGCUGGGGGGCUCUGCAUCAUCCUGUCUCCCUAUGGGCAGGGGCAGGAACAUCCAUUGGGACACAAACCAACAUUGGGAAUUCCUUGGGGAGAGUGGAUUUGUUGACUUUCAACCCCAGAAAAUCUGCUUUCAAUCCAGUCUUCUGGUGGCAUCAAGGAAUACUGAACGGUCUUGGAGGUCUUUUCCAACUUCAGUGAUGGCACAAUUUUGAUUUUCUGUUACUAAAGAGUGUCUUUCAUAGCCAAAUGGUGAUGGUUUGGGGCAAAGACCAAAAUUUUGGAGACAGUGAGGUGGAAACCUGUGGGGUUCUUUCUGACCCCCGGUGCUCUUAUGCACCAAACUCUGGAGUUCCAUAGGCUCCUACUUGUCGGGUAAUCUUAAAUAAGCAAAGCAGCUAAUAGUUAACAAGGUUAUUUGUUACAAAGCACAUCUUAUUACAGAGCACAUCAGU